AAACCCAUAAAAUCCUCUUUACAUAGCGGCCUGUCGUCACCUCUGUGUGAGUCUCGAAAGUUCAUAAAGCAGUAACGACUACACCACUCUUCAAACACCCAGAAAAACCAACCCGUCUCGACUCAAGCCCAGCAGCCAUGUCCGCCGCCGCUCCUCCCGUCGCACCCGCGCAGGACGCGCCCGCCGCCUCGCCCGAGGUCGCCCCUGCGCCUGCUCAGGCCCCAGCUCCUGCUCCGGCCCCGGCGCCGUACAUCGCGCCUGGCCCGCAGAACCACGUUCCAGCCCCGUCGGCCUCGCUUUACGUGGGCGAGCUCGACCCGACCGUGUCGGAGGCCAUGCUGUUCGAGAUCUUCAAUAUGAUUGGCCCUGUUGCAAGCAUUCGUGUGUGUCGUGACGCGGUCACUCGUCGCUCGCUCGGCUACGCCUACGUCAACUACUUCAAUGCUGCUGAUGGCGAGCGUGCCCUUGAGCAGCUCAACUACUCGCUCAUUAAAGGUCGUGCGUGCCGCAUCAUGUGGUCCCAGCGCGACCCCGCCUUGCGCAAGACCGGCCAGGGCAACAUCUUCAUCAAGAACCUUGAUGAUGCUAUCGACAACAAGGCCCUGCACGAUACCUUCGCUGCGUUCGGCAAUGUGCUCUCGUGCAAGGUCGCGACGGAUGAAAUGGGCCGCUCCAAGGGUUACGGCUUCGUCCAUUACGAGACCAACGAGGCGGCUGAGAGCGCUAUCAAGGCCGUCAACGGCAUGUUGCUCAACGACAAGAAGGUUUACGUCGGUCACCACGUUUCUAAGAAGGACCGUCAAGCCAAGCUUGAUGAGCAGAAGAAGCAGUUUACCAACGUCUACGUCAAGAACAUUGACCCCGAGGCCAACGAUGACGAGUUCCGCGAGCUCUUCACCCCGUUCGGCAACGUCACCUCUGCCGUUCUCCAGAGGGAUGAGGAGGGCAGGAGCCGCGGCUUUGGCUUCGUGAACUUCGAGACCCAUGAGGAGGCUCAGAAGGCUGUGGACACUCUCCACGACUCCGACUUCAAGGGAAGGAAGCUCUUCGUCUCCCGCGCUCAGAAGAAGUCUGAGCGCGAGGAGGAACUUCGCCGCUCGUACGAGCAGGCGAAGAUGGAGAAGAUGAGCAAAUACCAGGGCGUCAACCUUUACAUCAAGAACCUCGAGGACGACGUGGAUGACGAGAAGCUCCGUGACGCCUUCGAGCCCUUCGGCGCGAUCACCAGCGCCAAGGUUAUGCGCACCGAGGGCGGUACCUCCAAGGGCUUCGGUUUCGUGUGCUUCUCUUCCCCCGACGAGGCGACCAAGGCCGUCGCCGAGAUGAACAACAAGAUGAUGGGCUCCAAGCCGCUCUACGUGUCGCUCGCCCAGCGUCGCGAGGUGCGCAGGCAGCAGCUCGAGAGCCAGAUCGCCCAGCGCAACCAGAUCAGGAUGCAGCAGGCCGCUGCCGCUGGCAUGCCCGCCGGCUACAUGAACCCCCCGAUGUACUACCCCGGCCCCGGCUUCCCUCCUCCAGCUGGCCGUGGCUUUGGCUACGGUCAACCGGGCAUGAUGCCCCCUCGUCCCCGCUACGCACCUGGUCAGCAGGUGCCCGGCAUGCCUGUCCCUGCUCCUUACGGCUACGGCGUGCCUGGCUACCCCCGUGGUGCUCCCCGCGGGCCCCCGCCUGCUCGCGGCCCUGGCGGUCCGGGUGGCUCCCCCACGCAGACCAACGCUCCGCCGAUGCCCCGUGCCCAGCCGAGUGCACCCCCUGCUAACGGUGCCCCCCGCGCCCCCGCGCCCAACGGCGCUGCUCCUCCCCGCGCACCCGCUGCUCAGCGCCCGCCUCAAGGCCGGGCCCCUGCUCAGCCCGCCGCUGGCGCCGCUGCUCCCGCGCCUCAGGACAACGGAAUCUCGUCUGUGCUCGCGAACGCUUCGCCCAUGGAGCAGAAGCAGAUGAUCGGUGAGAUGCUCUACAUGAGGAUCGCGCCCGCCCAGCCGGACCUUGCCGGCAAGAUCACGGGCAUGUUGCUCGAGAUGGAGAACGCCGAGCUCAUCCACUUGCUCGACAACGACGAUGCUCUCCAGAGCAAGGUCGGCGAGGCCAUCGCCGUCCUGCACGAAUACACCCAGAAGGAGGGUGAUGCGCCCGCGGCCGCUUGAGUUUCAGCUCGCUUUUGCUCGGUGGUGAUGGCGACGUGGGGUGGUGGUGGCGGGGAAGGCGUAGCUGCGACGAUGUUAUUUCUCUCUCCGACUCUUUUGUGUGCUGCUGUAGAUCAUCUUCGUGCUUCCGCCCUUCCCCCCUCGGAGCCUGGGCACUUGCGUGCGUUUGUGCUCCUCUUGCCCCUCGACUCGGUGGUUGUAGUUUCUUUAUGUGUACUUUUGAAGGAACAGAGGUGACGUUGCAGCCGCGUACUUCUCAC
Molecule: messenger RNA, 2404 nt
Organism: Punctularia strigosozonata HHB-11173 SS5
Lineage: Eukaryota; Fungi; Basidiomycota; Agaricomycetes; Corticiales; Punctulariaceae
Product: polyadenylate binding protein
Exons: 5
Coding region: 138-2144 (668 amino acids)
Cellular component (GO): cytosol; nucleus; cytoplasmic stress granule
Molecular function (GO): poly(U) RNA binding; mRNA 3'-UTR binding; poly(A) binding
Source: RefSeq, a predicted model, not a curated record